Tachysurus vachellii is the source of this 789-nucleotide messenger RNA. RefSeq names its product collagen triple helix repeat containing 1a (gene cthrc1a). The coding region runs from base 12 to 731 and encodes 239 amino acids. The record is from RefSeq and is a predicted model, not a curated record. The transcript has 4 exons. Lineage: Eukaryota; Metazoa; Chordata; Actinopteri; Siluriformes; Bagridae.
UCUGUUUGUGAAUGAAGAUGGGAUCCUUGUUUGUGUCUCUGUCUCUGUCUCCGAUUCUCAUCUGCUUCUGCCUCGUUUUUCCGCUCUGCACGACCCAGAAAGCCAAAGAUAGGAAGAGUGUUGGCGCGAGGGACACCGAGUUCGUGGACAAGUACAGUGUUUGUGCACAGGGUCCUCCUGGAGUGCAGGGACGUGAUGGUAAUCCUGGUGUGAACGGUAUUCCUGGUACUCCAGGAAUUCCCGGCCGCGAUGGGGUGAAGGGGGAGAAGGGCGAGUGUGUGACGGAGAGAUUUGAGGAACCGUGGAAGCCGAACUAUAAGCAGUGUGCGUGGAGCUCGCUUAAUUACGGCAUCGACCUCGGCAAGAUCGCUGACUGCACGUUCACUAAGCUGCGGUCAGACAGCUCCCUGCGUGUGCUCUUCAGCGGCUCGCUCCGCCUCAAGUGUAAGACGGCCUGCUGUGGACGGUGGUACAUCACUUUCAAUGGUGCCGAGUGCACGGGUCCGUUACCCAUCGAGUCCAUCAUCUACCUGGACCAGGGAAGUCCAGAACUCAACUCCACCAUCAACAUGCACCGCACCUCCACAGUGGAGGGCCUGUGUGAGGGCAUCAGCGCUGGUCUAGUGGACGUGGCGAUUUGGGUUGGGACCUGUGCUGAUUAUUCCCGUGGAGACGCCUCCACAGGCUGGAACUCUGUAUCCAGGAUGAUCAUCGAGGAGCUUCCCAAAUAAUUCUCUGUCUGUCUGUUUGUCUGUCUGUUUGUCUGUCUGUUUGUCUGUCUGUUUGUCU